Molecule: messenger RNA, 2098 nt
Organism: Nothobranchius furzeri (turquoise killifish)
Lineage: Eukaryota; Metazoa; Chordata; Actinopteri; Cyprinodontiformes; Nothobranchiidae
Product: early growth response protein 1
Biological process (GO): regulation of transcription by RNA polymerase II
Molecular function (GO): RNA polymerase II cis-regulatory region sequence-specific DNA binding; DNA-binding transcription factor activity, RNA polymerase II-specific
Source: RefSeq, a predicted model, not a curated record
CCGCUGCCGCAGUGAAGGAAAGCCCUCUCUCCGCCGCUCUACGUCGCUCUGCCGCCUGUCCUUUUAAGGAGUGGGGAUACCCGCCGUCACGACCGGAAGUUGCCCAUGUUUGGGCUGCUACGAGGGGCUCGGCGGGGGGAAUCCCUCGCGCCGGUGUCGACCAAUAAGGCCGGGACGGGAGUUACCUUGGAGACGGAGAGUAUAAAACGGAGAGCGCGAGGAGAGAGCUCAUCAUUUCCAGCAUUACCGAUCGGAAUAACGGACGCACCGACAGCUCCGGUAACGGAUUAAAACCCGGUGUUUGGGAAUUCCCACGGUGUUUGUAGAAACCCUACAGCUGUCAGCAUGCUUCUGGAGCGCGGAGACAGUUUCAUGUCCGAGUUUGAGGACGCGUGCAGCGCCUGGGUGGACAGCGUGGGCUCCAGCCCGAGCGACGGAGCCAACUCCGAUGUGGGGUCACCUUUCAGCCAAGUCUUCUCUCCGGGAACCGACGCGUCUGACUCAGACUUCUUCUCCGACUUCAGUGACUGCUCGUCGGACACGCUCUCUCCGUCCCUCGGAUACACCGGCAGCUUCUUCGCCGAGCCGGAGCCGACGGCUGCGGGCUUGAGCAGCACCGCGGACGCCAUCCUCAACAUGAUCACGGAGAUCGUGGGAAUCUGCACGGAGAUGGAGCAGCAGCAGGGCGACACCGCAGCCUCCGCUCCUCCCGCCCCCGCCCUCAGCAUCCCUGCCUCGGCUGCAGCCCCUGCGCCGCCAGCAGCCGCCUCUCCUCCGGUUGUGGUCAAGAACGAGUUUUCGAGCUCCAGCUGCAGCAGCGGGAGUUCCCAGCCCUCCGCAGCCGGGACUGCUGCUCUGUUCCCGGCUGCAGCGGACUCUCUGAUGCCGCUGUCCGCCCUGGAGCAACAGGUGGACGUGACUGACUUCAUCGAGUCGCUGCUGAGCUCUGAAGCCGUGCAGGGUGAACUGAAGCCCGGCUUUGAGGUGAAACUGGAGCCGUUGGGACUAGAGGACUGGAUGAGGAGCUUGUCGGCUCCCGUUACCGGCGGAGACCCUGGUAACUACGUCAUCAGCAGGUCUGCAAUCAAAACGGAGCUCGUGCAAGGCGGCAGCGACCUCGUCUGCACACUUUCCCCGCUCCCCUCCACCCUGGACGCGCACCUUCUCUCCACCCUCCUGCAGGGCGCGUUCCCGAUGAUGAACAUCAGCAAUGUGCACGCCGCGGGGGCGCCCAAACAGCCACGCGCGGGAAGGAGAGCACCAGCCAAGAACGGCCCGAAGAGCAAGCCCUUCCCGUGCUACGUGCAGGGCUGCGAGCGCCGCUUCUCGCGCUCCGACGAGCUCAACAGGCACGUGCGCAUCCACACGGGCCAGAAGCCCUUCCAGUGCACGAUCUGCGCGCGCAGCUUCAGCCGCAGCGACCACCUCACCACGCACACGCGAACGCACACCGGAGAGAAGCCCUUCUCCUGCGACGUGUGCGGCAAGAGGUUCGCGCGCAGCGACGAGAGGAAGAGGCACGGGCGCGUGCACGUCAAGCAGCAGCUGCGAGCUCAGAUGAUGGCCGCCUACUCGCUGGCCCUGAACGCGCCUGGCGUCUAGAAAGGCUCUGCUGCUCGUUUGGAAUUUUAAGUUUCCGGAUUUUAACCGACAACCGGAGAGACGCACGACGUCGUACCGGUUUACAGGUGCACAGAGGCGCAUGCGUGUUGCAGUGCCCUGAGAGAAGGCUUUAAAGGACUGAUGUGGGUGUGAGGCCGCCGGCCCUGACCUUUGACCCAGCCGCUGAAGGAUGGAGGACUGCCUGUAACAUAAAUCAGUGUCUGCAUGACGAAGCGUGACGUCAGUGGUUGUUACUGUGGUCAGGAGCUCCAUGUUUGUACACAGCUCUAUUUUUCUAGACGGAUCGUCUACCUCCAUGCCAGAGUGUUUAUUUUACAAACCUUUUCUAUCAGCCAGGUGUGACUGGUGCAUUGUGGGAUAUGCAGUGUGAGCCGAGCUCUGAGUGGCGCACUAGCUGUGCGGGUUUACUGUUCCCUCGUUCUGCAUGGAGGCUGCUGUCGCUGUCAAUAAACAAACAAACAAACAAACAAACAAA